GGCGGCGGCCGGCGCGGCCCAGCAGGCCCAGCAGCCCCGGGGCGGAUGGCUCGGCCCGCCGGGCUCUGCCGCGCGGCCCCGCGCGCUCUCCUGCUCCUGCUGCUGCUGCUGCUGCUGCUCCCGCCGCUGCUGCUGGCCCGGGCCCCCCGGCCACCGGGCGCCCACCGCCGCCACCCACUGAGGAGGGGGCUGCAGCCCUGGCAUGAAGCUCCUCCCAGCAGCCUGGCGCCUGGCCCUGCAGCCCAGGAGGUGACCCGGCCGCCUGGCGGCCCCAGCCCUCCCCGCUGUGGUGUGCCUGACCCGCCUGACGGGCCAAGUGCCCGCAACCGACAAAAGCGCUUCGUGCUGUCGGGAGGGCGCUGGGAGAAGACAGAGCUCACCUACAGGAUCCUCCGGUUCCCAUGGCAGCUGGUGCGGGAGCAGGUGCGGCAGACGGUGGCAGAGGCCCUACAGGUGUGGAGCGAGGUGACGCCACUCACCUUCACUGAAGUGCACGAGGGCCAUGCUGACAUCACGAUCGACUUCACCAGGUACUGGCAUGGGGACAAUCUGCCAUUUGAUGGACCUGGGGGCAUCCUGGCCCAUGCCUUCUUCCCCAAGACCCACCGAGAAGGGGAUGUCCACUUUGACUAUGAUGAGACCUGGACUAUUGGGGACAACCAGGGAACAGACCUCCUGCAGGUGGCAGCCCACGAAUUUGGCCACGUGCUUGGGCUGCAGCACACGACGGCUGCUAAGGCCCUUAUGUCCCCUUUCUACACCUUCCGCUACCCGCUGAGCCUCAGCCCAGAUGACCGCAGGGGCAUCCAGCACCUAUAUGGCCGGCCUCGGCCAGCCCCCACCUCCAGGCCCCCGGCCCUGGGCCCCCAGGCUGGGGUGGACACCAACGAGAUUGCACCACUGGAGCCGGAAGCCCCACCAGAUGCAUGCGACGUCUCCUUUGACGCGGUCUCCACCAUCCGUGGCGAGCUCUUCUUCUUCAAGGCAGGCUUUGUGUGGCGGCUGCGUGGGGGCCGGCUGCAGCCUGGCUACCCUGCACUGGCCUCUCGCCACUGGCAGGGACUGCCCAGCCCUGUGGAUGCAGCCUUCGAGGAUGCUCAGGGCCACAUCUGGUUCUUCCAAGACAGGGAACGGAGGCUGGGAGAGUCUGUGGCGGUGGUGGCGGCUGGGCAGGCCUGUGGUGGCUGGCCAUGGCAGUUGCGCAGCUCCGUUGCAGCCUCCCCCCUCUGGCAGGUGCUCAGUACUGGGUGUACGACGGCGAGAAGCCAGUCCUGGGUCCCGCACCCCUCUCGGAGCUGGGCCUGCUGGGGGCCCCAGUCCACGCCGCCUUGGUCUGGGGCCCCGAGAAGAACAAGAUCUACUUCUUCUGUGGCGGAGACUACUGGCGCUUCCACCCCAGCACGCGCCGUGUGGACAGUCCCGUGCCCCGCCGGGUCACUGACUGGCGAGGGGUGCCGUCUGAGAUCGAUGCCGCCUUCCAGGAUGCUGACGGCUACGCCUACUUCCUGCGUGGCCGCCUCUACUGGAAGUUUGACCCUGUGAAGGUGAAGGCCCUGGAGGGCUUCCCUCGCCUUGUGGGACCCGACUUCUUCGGCUGUACAGAAGCUGCCAACACUUUCCGCUAACCAGCUGGGAUGCCCUCAGGGCCCCUGACCCCUGCCAGGCCACUGACAUCGGCUAGAUACCUGUGGCCAUCUUUGUGCCCGUGGGCCCCAGGCACGGGACAGAGCCCAUGUCUCCUCAGGGGGCUGAGGAGGGGUGCUGCCACCAUGACAACUGCAGGGGGGCCAUGCGGGUCGUGGUCACCUGCCAGCGACUGUCUCAUACUGGGAAGGAGGCUCUGGCGUUAAUUAAGGCUGAGGGUGGUUCAGGUCAGCUCCACCCCACCUCAUGCGGGUCAUGGUCAAACCCAGCCACCCUCAAUCUUCAUCCCUGUCCCUCAGGGUAGGACCUCAGCAGGGCUGGGGGAGCUGGAGCCCUCACUGGUUGGUGAUUCUGGAGAUCUGUUCCCCAGGUUCCAGGCCAAAAGGUCCACAACCAGCUGGGGAGUGAGGGUGCUUCCUGCUGGAGCCCCCAAGCCCUGGAGGCCCCAGCAUACCUCAAACCUCAUCCCAGCACUGGGACCCUCCAGAACCAUGUAAAUGUGUGUAUAGUGUGUACAAAGUCUUUUUUUAAAAAACUAAGGACUGUUAUUAAACACGGUCAUUUUCUA
This is a messenger RNA of Equus caballus (horse), 2212 nucleotides long. It is a transcript of the gene MMP11, whose product is annotated as matrix metallopeptidase 11. Gene Ontology annotation, molecular function: zinc ion binding; metalloendopeptidase activity. The record is from RefSeq and is a predicted model, not a curated record. Gene Ontology annotation, cellular component: extracellular matrix. Gene Ontology annotation, biological process: proteolysis; collagen catabolic process; extracellular matrix organization. Lineage: Eukaryota; Metazoa; Chordata; Mammalia; Perissodactyla; Equidae.